AUGGACGCAAUCUUGCUGCGCAACCUCGUGGAGAUCCAAUCCCAACCCUCUACAAACGAGGCGUCCAGACCGCCGCCCAGGCCACUCACGGCCCCAGAAAAGGCCUACCAAAGAUCAUACUCUUACCAAGGCCAAGAGGAUCCCGCCAGCGCGAGAAGACCAUCACUUCCACGCGAUGAUAGUUAUGUUUCUGGCGGUGUAGUCACUCCCGGCACGGAAGAUGUAUUGCUAGACGCGGAUCUUGAGAGAAGCCGCCCGGCCAGUCCUGAACUGGGGGUUGAUGCCGUGGAAGUGGUGCCCAGUGUAUGGGAGCCGUACAUGAAUCGGUUCCGAUUGCUGGCUGUUUGCCUGUCGAACUUUGGGAAUGCGUUGAGUGACAGCGCCGCCGGUGCUUUGAUUCCAUAUAUGGAGAAGCACUAUGACAUUGGUUACGCCAUCGUCUCCCUCAUCUUCGUCGGCCAAGCCCUCGGCUUCGUCUUCGCCGCCUUCUGCCUCGACUCCCUCCGAGCCAAACUCGGCCGCGCCAAGCUCAUCGGCCUCGGCCAAAUGCUCAUGGCAUGCGCCUAUAUCCCCCUCGUCGCCGCCGCGCCCUUUGGCGUCGUCAUCGCGGCCUUCUUCUUCGUCGGCUUCGGCAUCGCCGUCAACGUCGCCAUGGGCAACAUCUUCUGCGGCAGCCUGCAGAACAGCACGCUCAUGCUGGGGCUGCUUCAUGGGAAUUAUGGCAUCGGGGGCACGUCGGGGCCCCUGAUUGCCACGGCGCUGGUGACGGUUGCGCAUACGGCGUGGAAUCAUUACUAUAUUCUGACGCUGGGCAUGUCGUUUUUGACCAUGGCGCUGUCGGUGUGGGCGUUUUGGGGGUUUGAGAAGCAGCAGAGUCCGGCGGCGAGAGAGAGAGAAGCGUUGCCUGACAACUCGGCUUUCUUGGGCAUGUUUGCUGCUGUGAAGCUACGAAUUGUUCUUCUCGGAUCGACCUUCAUCUUCACCUACCAGGGUGCCGAAGUGUCCAUCUCCGGUUGGGUGAUUUCCUUCCUGAUCAACUCUCGUGGUGGAGAUCCCUCGUCCGUGGGUUACGUCUCGGCCGGUUUCUGGGCUGGCAUCACGCUCGGUCGCUUCUUCCUCUCGGCCCCGGCCCAGCGAAUCGGCGAAAAGGUCUUUGUGUACGGUCUAGUCGUCGGAGCCAUCGCCUUCCAACUGCUGGUAUGGUUUGUGCCCAACGUUGUGGGAGAUGCCGUUGCCGUGUCCAUUGUCGGACUGCUUCUGGGGCCCAUCUAUCCCUGCGCCGCGGCGGUGUUCAUGAGAGGCUUGUCUCAUCGCGAUACACUGAGCGGGAUGGGGGCCAUUAGUGCUUUUGGCAGCUUGGGCGGUGCGGUAUGGCCGUUUGUGACGGGCUUGCUGGCUCAGGCUGUUGGCACUUGGGUGCUUCAUCCAAUUGUUAUUGCGUUGUUUGUUGUGAUGCUGCUGUGCUGGUAUGGCAUUCCGGCAGAUUCAAAGAAGAAGCGGUGA
Trichoderma asperellum CBS 433.97 is the source of this 1503-nucleotide messenger RNA. RefSeq lists its product as uncharacterized. NCBI's taxonomy places the organism in Eukaryota, Fungi, Ascomycota, Sordariomycetes, Hypocreales, Hypocreaceae. Gene Ontology annotation, cellular component: membrane. Gene Ontology annotation, molecular function: transmembrane transporter activity. Gene Ontology annotation, biological process: transmembrane transport. The record is from RefSeq and is a predicted model, not a curated record.